Molecule: messenger RNA, 1443 nt
Organism: Daucus carota subsp. sativus
Lineage: Eukaryota; Viridiplantae; Streptophyta; Magnoliopsida; Apiales; Apiaceae
Exons: 1
Coding region: 1-1443 (480 amino acids)
Biological process (GO): proteolysis
Molecular function (GO): aspartic-type endopeptidase activity; nucleic acid binding; zinc ion binding
Source: RefSeq, a predicted model, not a curated record
AUGUCGGACUCAACUACUCCCCCUGCAACCACAGUAGAAGGAAAUGCUGAGAAUCCGGAGGGUCAGAUUCGUGUAGACCCUACAAUGGCUCAGAUCCUACAAAUACUCCAACAACAAACUGCAGUAAUAGCACAACAACAAAAACCACCUCAGAUAGGAGUGACUUUUAAAUCCUUUCAAGCUGUACACCCUCCAGAAUUCAAAGGAACUGCUGAUCCUAUAGAAGCCAAGGCAUGUCUUAAAGAGAUAGAGAAAGCCUUUGCCUUGGUUAAGGUGGGUGAAGAUCAAAAGACGGAAUUUGCAAGUUAUUUCCUGAAGUCGGAAGCCAAUUAUUGGUGGGAAUCCACGAAAGUUUUAGAAGGUGAGGGUAUAAUCACAUGGCAGAGAUUUACAGAAUUAUUUCUUGAGAAAUAUUUCCCUAGUUACAUGCAAGAUCAAAUGGAGAUCAAGUUUUUGGAAUUAAAGCAAGACAAUAUGAGCGUAGCUGAAUAUGAGACCAAGUUUUCUGAAUUGGCUCGAUUUGUCCCUGAGUACAUUAAUACUGAUGCUAAAAAGGCAAAAAGGUUCCAGCAAGGUCUAAGAUCUUGGAUCCGAUCUAAGAUUGCAGUACUUGAGCUUCAUAGUUAUGCAGCGGUAGUUCAAAAGGCAAUGAUUAUAGAAGGGGAAAGCGAAUUGUCUCAAAAGGAGAGAGACAUGAGAAAAAGGAAGAAUGAGGAAGUGGAAGGAGGUUCAAGCAAGAGGAAUUUUAGAAACAAGUUUAAUAGGAAGUUCGAGGGUCAGGAUAGGGGGAAUCCGAAACCUAAGGAGGGAAAUGCAGGGCACGGGUCUCGAUAUCAACCAUCUCCCCAACAAAGACCAGUAAGGCCUCCAUUACCUGAAUGUGGAACUUGUGGGAAGAAGCAUCCGGGCGUUUGUAAUAAGCCCAAUAUCACCUGUUACAAAUGCAACAAGAAAGGGCAUUAUGCUAAAGAGUGUACCAAUCAGAGGAUAGGAGUUAAUUGUUAUAAGUGUGGGAAGCCGGGCCAUGUUGCUCGGGAAUGUAAGGAGUCUGCUCAAGCUUCAAAUGUUCUUAGGAUUACUGGACCACCAACUCAAGCUCCACCUACUCAGCCCAAAGCCAGAACUUUCAACAUGACUAUGCAAGAUGCCAUACAAGACGCAGAUGUGGUGGCAGGUAUGCUCCCUGUAAAUUCAGUUAAAGCAAAAGUGUUAAUUGAUUCUGGGGCUACCAAAUCUUUUAUUUCUGAAGAGUUUGUGAAUAAAUUGCAAUGUGAAACCCAACCCCUUAAACAACCUUUAGUAAUAGAGGUAGCAAAUCAAGCGAAAGUUUUAGUUGAUCAAGUUUGUCCCCAGUGUGAUAUCGAGAUAGAAAACUGUCACUUGUAUGCUAAUCUAAUACCCUUUAAUGAGGGAUUAAUUGUCGAAAGGGUAGAUAGUAGUUAG